GUCGGGCACACAGUGACGACUCGUUACUGUUUUUCUGUCAAUAUUAUUUGACUUUGCGUAAAAAUAAAAUUCAGCCAAUUUAAAAUGGCUGAGCAACUCGAUAAAGAAAUCGAGCCGGUAGCCGCAGAGAAGAAGCCUCUGCCUGAAGAAAAUGAUAUCGCCAAGCCGCUCAAGAUGUCCUUUGCAGACUGGAAAAAGAACAAGGAAGCUAAGGAGCAGUCAGAGCCAGAGUCUGAAACGGAAAUUUUUAAUGCAAGAAAACUACAUAAAAACGGCAACAAACCACCAAGCAAUAACAGAAACAAUAACAAUAAUAUCAGUAAUGGCAAUAACAAUCGUUUUUUACCACCUUUGAGUCGUCCACCACCAAUGACAUUUCCAAUCAUAAAUUUCAAUAACUUUGGCCCGGGUCCGAAUCCUAUGAUGUCGCCCUGUAACAUGGGUCCAGCACCGCGUUGUCAUCGACCGUUACAGCCACCACCGUUUUGGGAAGAUAUGAUGUCGCCACAGCAUCAGCCUCCGCCGCCAAUACAACCGCCAAUGCCCAAGUGUCCCAGUCUGUGGAAUCUGGUACCCAAGGAUAAGGCACCGCUGCGUCAAAACAAAAAGCCUCAAUAUCAACCCAACAAGAAAUACAAAAUAAGCAAUAAUAAUUCCAGCACAGAUACCGCGUUAAUGCCGCCACCUCCAGCGCCAAUGGGAAACAACAAUAAUGCACAUAGCAGUAGCAGCUCCACUGCCAAUGGCGUCAUACGCAAGAAAAAAGGAGGCACCUUUGUUCAAAUCGAUGGCAAGUGGAUACAAAAGCCUGAAGCACCGCUGCCACUGGAGGAGGCACCUCCCGGCACCAAGGAAGAACGUCAACGUCAGUGGAAGGAGUAUCGUCAGGCCAUGAAACCCUUCAAGAAUCGUGAAUUUCACAACUGGAAGCGCACUGUGCAGCGCUUGAGCAAGCUACCACGCGAUUCGCUGGACGAGAAGCAGCUGGAACGGCUACAAAAAGCCGAGGAAUACAUAGGCGCCCAUAAAGCUAUGCUGACCAUCAAGCAUGCUGAGCAGUGGGUGCAGCAGAAUAAUAAGCCGGAAUCUAGCAAUGCCCAGGGUCAGGUUUAUGUGCGAAAGCCAGCCCAUACCCCCUCCUGGGAGAAAAAAGACUUUUCACGCCAUCAUGCAACGGCACAUAAGCCACACUAUGCCACUGGACGUGCCAUUAAAGGCGGUGUUAUGUCCGAGCUAAACAGCCUGCCACCACUGCCGAGUGUAGCGCAGCCCAUAGGACAAUUUACAGAUGCAACCGCCAACGGAUUUUUUGGACAGACGCCAUGCUUUGGUGUAUUUGGACAGGAUGCCAACGCUGAUUCAACUGCUAAUAGCAAUAACUCCUACUUUCAAGGCUACAAUUCCAGCUUUGUUAAAGGCGGUACUUUACUGCCACCAUAGAGUCAAUAAGUCUUUAACUAUUGUAUAAGACACUCUUAUUAGUUGUAUUAACUUAUUUGUGCUAGUCUAGCGAUUAUAAUUUUACAGAAUAUUCUUAAAACAUUUGCAACGUGUAGAUAAAGCUUUUCAAUUUUUUUUUUGUAACUCGAAACGCUCAGAAGUUAU
Molecule: messenger RNA, 1605 nt
Organism: Drosophila busckii
Lineage: Eukaryota; Metazoa; Arthropoda; Insecta; Diptera; Drosophilidae
Product: rho GTPase-activating protein gacO
Exons: 1
Coding region: 85-1440 (451 amino acids)
Source: RefSeq, a predicted model, not a curated record